Echinops telfairi (small Madagascar hedgehog) is the source of this 1699-nucleotide messenger RNA. It is a transcript of the gene ZNF768, whose product is annotated as zinc finger protein 768. The coding region runs from base 74 to 1696 and encodes 540 amino acids. Lineage: Eukaryota; Metazoa; Chordata; Mammalia; Afrosoricida; Tenrecidae. Gene Ontology annotation, molecular function: DNA binding. The transcript is spliced from 2 exons. Gene Ontology annotation, biological process: transcription by RNA polymerase II. The record is from RefSeq and is a predicted model, not a curated record.
ACGCUCGGGGCACUCAGGCUGGGUCUCGGGAUCGUCCUCCAUCGCCGCUGCUGCCACCAGGGAGCCGGCGGGGAUGGAGCGGGAGGCGUCGCCCUGGGGCCUGGAGCCCCAAAAUGUGCACAGUGCUGAUGAAACGGGGAGCCUCGAAGAGUCCCUCAAAGGCGACCUAAGUGACCGUGAGGAAGAGGAAAUUUCUCAAGAUGGUCCUGGGGACUACGAAGUUGAAGAGAUACCUUUUGGACUUGAACCCCAAAGCCCAGAGUUUGAGCCCCAAAGCCCCAGAUUUGAGCCUGAAAGCCCUGGUUUUGAGUCCCGAAGCCCUAGGUUUGUGCCCCCAAGCCCCGAGUUUGCACCCAGAAGCCCAGAAUCAGAUUCUCAGAGCCCAGAGUUUGAACCCCAGAGCCCGGGCUUUGAACCCCAAAGCCCCGGCUACAAUCCCAAGAGCCCCGGCUACGAGCCCCGGAGUCCAGGGUACGAGCCCCAGAGUCCUGGAUAUGAGUCCCAGAGCCCAGGGUAUGAACCCGAAAACCCUGAGUUCAAAACCCAAAGUCCCAAAGCUGAAGCUCAGAGUUCUAAAUUCCAGGAUGGGGGGGCAGAAUUGCUUCUGAACCCCGAAGGAAAUAAUUCCUUGAGCAUCCCCUUGGGAGUCCACCCACUGGACUCCUUCACCCCGGGGCUUGGGGAGCAGCCCGCGGGGGACCUGCCCCUAGGGCCACCGUUUGAGAUGCCCACGGGCACGCUGCUGACCCCACCGCAGUUUGAGAUGCUGCAGAACCCCCUGAGCCUGACAGGGGCCCUUCGGGCUCCCGGCCGGCGUGGCGGCAGGGCCAGGGCCGGAGAAGGGCCGCGCCCCAACAUCUGCGGCAUCUGCGGGAAGAGCUUCGGGCGGGGCUCCACCCUGAUCCAGCACCAGCGCAUCCACACGGGGGAGAAGCCCUACAAGUGCGAGGUCUGCAACAAGGCCUUCUCCCAGAGCUCCGACCUCAUCAAACACCAGCGCACCCACACGGGGGAGCGGCCCUACAAGUGCCCCCGCUGCGGCAAGGCCUUCGCCGACAGCUCCUACCUGCUCCGCCACCAGCGCACCCACUCGGGCCAGAAGCCCUACAAGUGCCCGCACUGCGGCAAGGCCUUCGGCGACAGCUCCUACCUCCUGCGCCACCAGCGCACCCACAGCCACGAGCGCCCCUAUAGCUGCCCGGAGUGUGGCAAGUGCUACAGCCAGAACUCGUCCCUGCGCAGCCACCAGAGAGUGCACACCGGGCAGAGGCCCUUUAGCUGCGGCAUCUGUGGCAAGAGCUUCUCGCAGCGCUCGGCCCUCAUCCCCCAUGCCCGCAGCCAUGCCCGCGAGAAGCCCUUCAAGUGCCCCGAAUGUGGCAAGCGCUUCGGCCAAAGCUCGGUGCUGGCCAUCCAUGCCCGCACCCACCUGCCGGGCCGCACCUACAGCUGCCCCGACUGCGGCAAGACCUUCAACCGCUCCUCCACGCUGAUCCAGCACCAGCGCUCGCACACGGGCGAGCGGCCCUACCGGUGCGCCGUGUGCGGCAAGGGCUUCUGCCGCUCCUCCACGCUGCUGCAGCACCACCGCGUGCACAGCGGCGAGCGGCCCUACAAGUGCGAUGACUGUGGAAAGGCCUUCUCUCAGAGCUCUGACCUCAUCCGCCACCAGCGGACCCAUGCGGCUGGCCGGCGCUGACCU